Messenger RNA from Vombatus ursinus (common wombat), 643 nucleotides. It is a transcript of the gene MRPL34, whose product is annotated as mitochondrial ribosomal protein L34. Gene Ontology annotation, cellular component: ribosome; mitochondrial large ribosomal subunit. Lineage: Eukaryota; Metazoa; Chordata; Mammalia; Diprotodontia; Vombatidae. Bases 22 to 384 code for a protein of 120 amino acids. The transcript is spliced from 2 exons. Gene Ontology annotation, molecular function: structural constituent of ribosome. The record is from RefSeq and is a predicted model, not a curated record. Gene Ontology annotation, biological process: translation.
CCGAGGCGGACGGUGGGGAGCAUGGGUUUCGUGCUGCGCGCGCUCUGCCAGUGGAGGGGCCUCACGGGGUCCCGGGGUGGGCUCCCCGUCACCCCUGACGCUGCUGCCAGAUCGUUCCUACCAUGGCUGCCCCAGCUCAGGACUAUCACCGUCCUCACUCGAGCCUCUACUGAUCCUUGUGGCAGCUUCCACACGGCACAGCAUAGGCCCUUGGUUCCUUGGUGCCAUCAACAGGUCCGUUCUAAGGCCCGAGGCAAUGAAUACCAGCCCAGUAACAUCAAACGGAAGCGGAAACAUGGUUGGAUUCGGAGGCUCAGCACCCCUGGUGGAGUCCAGGUCAUCCUGAGGCGCAUGCUGAAGGGUCGAAAGUCCUUGACCCACUGAGGCAUUGAGUAGGCUCUGUCCAGGCACCAGAAUGAGCAUUACCUAGGGACUGCAUUAGCAAGAUGGGAUGGACAGGAACACCAUCAAGACAAAGCUUGAGCUCCUGCAUACCAAGCCAGGACAAUGGCUUCCCUUUCUGGGUAUAUUGAUGUCAUGGGACUUUCUCAGCAAGAUCUUUGGGUUUAGAAGACUGAAGUUCUUUCUGUGAUGUCAGAGUUUACUAAGUGCAGAACUAUUAAAACUAUUAAAUUAAACCCUG